AUGGGCGAAUUAGGAGAGCGGCAAGAUCCAUCGGGUGGCAUCAUGUACAAUCAGUUCGACCGCGUUAGGGUGGAGUACACAUGGAAGGACCGCAUCCGUAAAGAGACUGAAGCACGACUAUCAGGUCCCCGGUCGGGCUUCCAGAUGAACAUGGCGCAGCUGAGCGCCAGCGGUGGCUUCCUCCACCUCAAGCACGCCCACAACCGAUUAGAGACAGUUGUGGAGAAGGAGAUCAAGCAAUCUCCGCAGCAGCGAAUGUCUGCAGAAGGGAUGGACCCCAACAGCAUGGAGGUCCUCGCCAUCAAGCACAUGGCGAGAAGGCCGCCGGAGAAGUUUGACACACCUAUGACAACCACACAUGAGCUAGGCUGGCUCUUGGAAAGCCCAGUGCAGUCGAAGACGCUCUUGCCGCCUCCGAAGGAAACUAUGCGGAAGAGUGGGAGCACUGGGCAGAUCAGUCACAUGCCUGGCACAUUGGUGUGUACCCUGCAGCCAAGGACGCAGCCGUACUCGCAGCUCUCCGUGACCACCCCCGCAAACUCGCUGGUCCUGGAGCGAACCUUAUCAGCCCCAAUACUUCCGAAGGGAGAGCCCCUUCCCGCGCUCCGGAAGAUCAACAAUCCCAGAUGGCGACGGCCGAAGAGCAGCUCAGAUGUCACACGCUACGCGGAGGCGUUUUACAACAUGAACGGCUGCAGUCCAUUUGCUUCGUCUGCUGGAAAAUGA
Messenger RNA from Symbiodinium sp. CCMP2592, 726 nucleotides. Lineage: Eukaryota; Dinophyceae; Suessiales; Symbiodiniaceae. The record is from the annotation of a GenBank genome assembly.